AAAAAAAAAAAAAAGCCACAUACACACACUGUCACACAAGUUCGGGAGCUUCUCCAUCCAUCACAAACCUCUCUCUCUCUCUCUCUCUGUGUCUGUGACCAAUGGCUCUCAACCUCUCUCUCUGUCCUCCCUCCAUUCGCUCUCCACAGACGCUCAUGUGCUCAGCGAAGCACCCGAUCGCGCUCUCCUCUUCCUCCUCGGCUCCCUACUCAAAGAGCACCGUGAGUAGUAGUAGAAGAAGUUUGGGCGAGAAGAGGAGUAGAGGGGCUUACGGUGCUACGGUGGUGAGGUCCAGCCUGGACACGGUGGGGCCCACAGUAAAAGUGGGCCAGGUGACCGAAGUCAACAAGGACACCUUCUGGCCCCUCGUCAAGGCCGCCGGGGACAAGGCUGUCGUCGUCGACAUGUACACCCAAUGGUGCGGUCCAUGCAAGGUGAUGGCUCCAAAGUUUCAACAACUGUCCGAGAAGCUUCUUGACGUCGUGUUUCUAAAGCUUGAUUGCAACCAAGAAAACAAGCAGCCCUUAGCAAAGGAGCUCGGGAUAAAAGUUGUUCCUACUUUCAAGAUUCUGAAGGACAGCAAGAUUGUAAAGGAAGUCACAGGGGCCAAGUUUGAUGAUCUGGUCCUUGCAAUUGAAACUGUUAGAUCCAGCUAGUAACUCUUUCUUCUUUUCCUUGCAAAAUGUUCAUAAUAUACUGAAGGGCCUCCACUUCAACCUAAUUAUUGGACUUGUAUGUAUUGGUUGUA
Messenger RNA from Corylus avellana, 748 nucleotides. Its product is annotated as thioredoxin F-type, chloroplastic. Lineage: Eukaryota; Viridiplantae; Streptophyta; Magnoliopsida; Fagales; Betulaceae. The record is from RefSeq and is a predicted model, not a curated record.